CUCCGAUGGGUCAGGGCUGGGAGCAGGCGCCUCGCCCGGCAGCAUCGCGGAGAUGAAGCUCUGGGGCUGAGCAGCUCACCCAGGAGCCUCAAGGGGCCCCAGGAGGACAAUGGCCAGUAGCCCUUUGCCCGCCGCCCCCGACCUCCUCCUGGCCGCCCCGUCCAGCGCCUUCCCGGCUACAGAACCACUGAAUCAAGCACCUCCACCACCCCCACCUCCACCCCCUCGAGUUUCCUCCUCCUGCAAUCCGGGGCCCACCAUGAAGCCCAACCAGGUGGGCCAGGUCAUCCUCUACGGCAUCCCCAUCGUCUCACUGGUGAUCGAUGGCCAGGAACGGCUCUGCUUGGCCCAGAUCUCCAACACCCUCCUGAAGACCUUCAGCUACAACGAGAUCCACAACCGUCGGGUGGCACUGGGCAUCACUUGUGUCCAAUGCACCCCGGUCCAGCUAGAGAUCUUGCGUCGGGCGGGGGCCAUGCCCAUCUCGUCAAGGCGUUGCGGGAUGAUCACCAAACGCGAAGCAGAGCGGCUCUGCAAGUCCUUCCUGGGCGAGAACCGUCCUCCCAAGUUGCCAGACAACUUUGCCUUCGACGUAUCUCACGAGUGCGCCUGGGGCUGUCGGGGCAGCUUCAUCCCAGCCCGGUACAACAGCUCCCGGGCCAAGUGCAUCAAGUGCAGCUACUGCAGCAUGUACUUCUCACCCAACAAGUUCAUCUUCCACUCGCACCGCACCCCGGAGGCCAAGUACACCCAGCCGGACGCCGCCAACUUCAACUCUUGGCGCCGUCACCUCAAGCUGACGGACAAGAGCCCCCCAGAUGAGCUGGUCUUCGCCUGGGAGGAUGUCAAGGCCAUGUUCAAUGGGGGCAGCCGCAAGAGGGCCCUUCCGAGCCCAGGGGUGCAGCCCCAUUGCCACCCUCUCAAGGCAGUGGUGGGCGUUGGGGGAGGUCUCCUCAGCCCUCACCUCUUAGGGGCCCCACCACCCCCACCGCCACCACCACCUGAGCUCCACUUGCCCAAAAGGGGACGUUUCCUCGAUGACGACGAAGACCUCCAAGAAGCCGUCGCAGCUGCUGCCGCUGCCGCUGCCGCAGCAGUAGCCCACAAUAGUGGCAAAGGACCCCGAAACUACCCGGUCAUCCCGGUCCCCAGCAAAGGGGGGCCUGCCUUUGGGGGGGUCUUGCAGAAAUUCCCUGCCUGUGGGGGCCUCUUCCCUCACCCUUACAGCUUCCCCGCCGCUGCCGCCUUCAGCCUCUGCCACAAGAAGGAGGACAUCGAGGGCUUGGUUGGGGCUCCCAACUCUGCCACUGCAGGGCCCAAAGGCGUGGGAAGCGUUGCCUCGACGACAACAACAGCGGGGGCCACAGGAGCUAGCCUCUCGGGCCUUUUCUGGCCCACAGGCCGCAAAGAGGCAGCCACAGCUGCAGCAGCUGCUGCAGCGGCUUUCUACCCACCUUUCUGCAUGUUUUGGCCCCCAAGGACCCCUGGGGGGCUGCCCGGCUUGCCGACAUACCUCCAGCCCCCUCCUCCUCCUCCUCAGCCCCCUUUAAGUGGGGAGAGCCCCGGUUUGCUGAGGCAAGCCUUCCUCGACUUGGGGGAGCCCAAUAGUGAAGGGAAUGCGGCUGGGUUAGGAACCCCUCUGACAGCAGCCAGCAAUGGAGCUACCUCAGGGAGUGGGGGCUUUGACAGUGGGGAAGGGGCUCACUCGCCUGAGGUGGAGGGAGCCCCCACAGCCCCCCAGACCCCACUCCUUGAAGGGCAACCCCGAUCCAAAAGCGGCUCUUCUUCCUCUUACCACCAUUCCAGCGCUUUCCGCCCUGUCGGGGAUGGAGGGAGCCCCAGGGAGAAUCCAUCUGCAGAGGAGCCCCCUUACAAAGAGAUCCAGAAAAGCAAGGAAGGGAACCAAGUUGUCGUAUCCCUGAAGGAAAACAAUUUCUCAGAUAAAAACAAGGAGCACAGUUUUUUCAUCACGGAAUCCGAACACCCAGCAGGAGACUUCUGGAGAAAUAUAGCUGGUGAACCCAUACAGGAAACUAAUCCACCUCAUUCUCUGAAAAAGGAUGUAGAAAACAUGGGGAAAGAAGAACUUCAGAAGGUCUUGUUUGAACAGAUUGACUUGCGAAGAAGGCUAGAACAGGAGUUCCAAGUCCUCAAAGGAACUGCUUCUUUCCCAGUAUUCAAUAAUUUUCAAGAUCAGAUGAAGCGUGAAUUGGCCUACAGAGAAGAAAUGGUCCAGCAAUUACAAAUUAUUCCCUAUGCAGCAAGCUUGAUCAGGAAAGAAAAGCUUGGAGCCCAUCUCAGCAAAAGCUAGAAGACUAGGUGCAUCGGAAGGUCUUGUAAAAUACCACCCAUCACUCUGAAUUCAGACUUACCUAAAGACUGAAAAUGGAAGGGCUUUGGGUAUUAAAACAAAGAAACAAAAAAAAUACAAACAAACAAAUCAGGUUCCACUAAACCUAAGGACAAGUGACCUCAAAGCUUCAUGGACAACCCAUGUAAAUUAGAAUGUAGCAGCCAUUUAUUAAUUUAAAAAAAAAACAAAAAAGGGGCGAA
Sceloporus undulatus (fence lizard) is the source of this 2553-nucleotide messenger RNA. RefSeq names its product SKI family transcriptional corepressor 2 (gene SKOR2). The transcript has 12 exons. Gene Ontology annotation, molecular function: DNA-binding transcription factor activity, RNA polymerase II-specific; SMAD binding; RNA polymerase II cis-regulatory region sequence-specific DNA binding. The record is from RefSeq and is a predicted model, not a curated record. Gene Ontology annotation, cellular component: nucleus; transcription regulator complex. Lineage: Eukaryota; Metazoa; Chordata; Lepidosauria; Squamata; Phrynosomatidae. The coding region runs from base 110 to 2311 and encodes 733 amino acids. Gene Ontology annotation, biological process: negative regulation of transcription by RNA polymerase II; negative regulation of BMP signaling pathway.